UUCCAUACCCACAAAAAUGGAAUCCCACAAAUCUUUAUUUUUGUGGGUUUCUAUGAUCGUUUUCAUACUACAUUCCAAAACAUUAUCGGUUCGAGGGCUUGGGGUUAAUUGGGGUACGCGUGCAUCACAUCCUUUGUCACCUAAUAUUGUGGUGAAGUUAAUGAAGGAUAAUGGGUUCGAUAAAGUUAAACUGUUUGAAGCCGAGCCUGGGGUUUUGGAUGCGCUUAGAAAUUCAGGACUUCAGGUUAUGCUCGGGAUUCCUAAUGAUUUCUUAGCUCCAUUGGCUAGUGGUGUUAGGGUUGCUGAAGACUGGGUGGCAAAAAAUGUAUCUGCUUAUGUUUCACGUGGAGUUGAUAUAAGGUAUGUAGCAGUUGGGAACGAACCCUUUCUCAAGACCUACAAAAAUAUGUUCACAAACGCAACUCUCCCGGCCCUCCAAAACAUCCAAGCCGCCUUAAUAAAAGCCGGUCUAGGCCGUCAAGUCAAAAUAACAGUACCACUAAACGCCGACGUUUACGAAAGCAGCUCUGGCGUCCCAUCAGAAGGCAAUUUCCGGUCAGACAUCCACAGCCUCAUGAUCUCCAUCAUCCAAUUUCUAAGCGACAACGCAGCACCACUCACCAUCAACAUCUACCCUUUCCUCAGCCUCUACGCCGACCCACAUUUUCCAAUUGACUUUGCAUUCUUCGCCGGAACAAAUGCUCCGGUGGUUGAUGGAACAAUUUCAUACACAAAUGUAUUUGAUGCUAAUUACGAUACCCUUGUGUGGGCCCUUGAAAAGAACGGUUUUCCAGGGAUGCCGGUGAUCGUCGGAGAGAUCGGGUGGCCAACUGACGGUGACCAGAAUGCGAAUUUAGGGUAUGCACGGAAGUUUAACCAAGGGUUGAUAAGCCGGAUAAUUCAAGGACAAGGGACACCGAAAAGGAAAACACCGCCAGAUGUUUACAUUUUCGGGCUUAUCGAUGAGGAUCGGAAAAGCAUAGACCCUGGUAAUUUUGAACGACAUUGGGGAGUUUUUAAUUAUGAUGGCACAAUCAAGUAUAAACUUGACCUAGGAAGUAAUAAUAGGACGCUUGUGUCAGCUAAAGGGGUCCGAUACUUAUCUCGACAGUGGUGCGUUAUGGCAGAGGGGGCAAGUGAAUCAGACCCUAAUUUAGCUGACAGUGUGAAGUAUGCGUGUACUUAUGCGGAUUGUACGAGUUUAGGUUAUGGUUCUUCGUGUAAUGGUUUGGAUGCGCGGGGUAAUGCGUCGUACGCGUUUAAUCAAUAUUUUCAAACGUUUAAUCAGCAAAAAGGGACGUGUAAUUUUCAUAAUUUGUCUGUUGUUACGAAAAUUCAGCCAACAACAGGGAUGUCGGAUUGUAAAUAUGAAAUUAUGAUUGAUAUUGGGAAGCAUGAAAAGCCGCGGAAACCGGUGACGUCUGUGGCAGCGCUAGGGUGGAGAUUGCAAGAUUUGAGUUACUCCGGUGUGGUGGCGGUUAUAUUGUCGUUUAUCGUUAGUUGGGUUUCAUGAGGAGUUUUAGUUUUGAACCUUGUACGUUGUAUUUCUACUUUAUGUUUCACGUGAUUUAUUUUAUCAAAAGAUGAAUAAUGAUUUCUGUCGCA
Molecule: messenger RNA, 1605 nt
Organism: Lactuca sativa (garden lettuce)
Lineage: Eukaryota; Viridiplantae; Streptophyta; Magnoliopsida; Asterales; Asteraceae
Product: O-Glycosyl hydrolases family 17 protein
Biological process (GO): carbohydrate metabolic process
Molecular function (GO): hydrolase activity, hydrolyzing O-glycosyl compounds
Source: RefSeq, a predicted model, not a curated record